AUGCAGAGUUGCUUCAAAAUUUGUAGAUGCGCAGGGGAUCAAAAGGUGACUUAUGUUGCUACAACCUUUGUGGACUAUGCGUUGCAUUGGUGGGAGUGUGAAUGUGCAAUCAGAGGUAAUGAGGAUAUUGUUGCCAUGACUUGGGAGCAAAUGAAAAAGACGAUGAUGGAUAAGUACUGCUCGCAAACGGAGGUAAACAAACUAGAAUCCGAAUUUCUGAGAUUAAAGCAAGGAUCGUUGUCAGUUCAAGAAUAUGUUAAUGAUUUUCUUGAAAAAGCAAGAUUCGCCAGUUACCAGAUGGCUACUGAGGAGAGGAAGAUAGGUCGCUUCAAGGACGGCUUAAGAAUAGAAAUCAAAUGGUACAUAGACAUGACCAAGCCGACCACGUUUGUCCAAGCAGUAGAGAUGGCAAAGGUAGCAAAAGAGAACAACGCUAGGGAGAAUUAUGAUAGAAGGGAUGCAAAGAGAAAAUGGGAAGGGUCGAACAGGCCCGACAAGAAACCAAAAUGGACUUCGACCACGGCAAAAACACGAAGCGAGGAACUCACUAUUCCCCGAUGUAACAAAUGCAACAAGAGACAUAGGGGAGAGUGCAGAGCGGGGAGCCUGACGUGCUACAAAUGUGACAAGCCUUGGCACACCGCGCGAGAGUGCCCAGAUAGAAAACUUGUUACGAAUGUGGGGCUACGGGACAUAUACGACCUGGCUGCCCAAAACGUCGGAAUAGUGUGA
Molecule: messenger RNA, 732 nt
Organism: Cynara cardunculus var. scolymus (artichoke)
Lineage: Eukaryota; Viridiplantae; Streptophyta; Magnoliopsida; Asterales; Asteraceae
Exons: 1
Coding region: 1-732 (243 amino acids)
Molecular function (GO): zinc ion binding; nucleic acid binding
Source: RefSeq, a predicted model, not a curated record